CGCACUCCGGACCCAUUGGACACGGCGUUGUAGGAUGGCCCCACACCUUUGAGAUCUGGCAGUAAAUAUAGCCCCAUUCAAAUAUUCCCAUUUCCUUCCUCUUUGGUUUUUAAAAUUCAGAAAACCGCCGUCCCCUGCCGGGCGCCUCCACCCCGCCUCCGUCGUAAAAGGGGGCAGGGCAACCGCCAUGUCAGAUCCACGGGAAUCGGGAACCCCCGUUCACCCCCAGCCCUCUCCGGCGCCUCCGCCGUCGUCCCUGUACAAACAAAAUACGUGGUCCCCGGACACGUUCCGCGACGAGGUUUGGCAGAGAAGGAAGGGGAAUCAGGGGAUCCGCCGGAGGGAGCGCGGCCGGAGCGUCACCGACGAAGACCUCGAUGAAUUCAAGGCUUGUAUGGAACUCGGGUUCGGUUUCGACUCCCCGACGAUGGACAAAAGGUUGUCCGACACUUUCCCGGCGUACGGACUCUUUUACGCCGUCAAUAAGCAUUACAACGACACCGUUUCCAAGACGGCGCCGUCUUCAUCGUCUAGUGUCUCCGAUUGCGAUUCCCCGUCCGGGUCGCCUUCCUCGUCCGGCAGUCCCCCCACCAUAUUCGCCGCCGAGACAAUGAAGACGAGGCUGAAGCAAUGGGCACAGGUUGUUGCCUAUUCGGACCAGAAUGAUUUUAAGGUUGUAGGAGAUAGGUGGUGGUUGAAUUAGAUUUCAUUUGGGUGGGUGGGAAAUGAAUACGUCAAAAGUUGGAUCCUUUUCUUUAUUUGGUUGAACAUGCAUAUAUACUGCUGCCUUGUUUGUACUUUUCUACGAGUAGUUCCGUAAUUUGCUCCAUAAUUUUCGUCAAAAAAGGUUCACUUAUAUAAUCCGGAUUUUCGUGUCCGUGUGAACUAUUAAAGUGUCAGUAUAGUU
This is a messenger RNA of Cuscuta campestris, 907 nucleotides long. NCBI's taxonomy places the organism in Eukaryota, Viridiplantae, Streptophyta, Magnoliopsida, Solanales, Convolvulaceae. The record is from the annotation of a GenBank genome assembly.